This is a messenger RNA of Rubroshorea leprosula, 407 nucleotides long. The record is from the annotation of a GenBank genome assembly. NCBI's taxonomy places the organism in Eukaryota, Viridiplantae, Streptophyta, Magnoliopsida, Malvales, Dipterocarpaceae.
UAAAAAUUGAAAUCCAACCCUUUUUUGAUCUCUUCAUUAAAUUUUUUGACAAGUGACAAUUAAUUAAUGGAAUUGUGUGAUGUGGAAAAUUCACUUUGUCUUGACUGAUCGAAGUAGACCCUUGUUUGACCUUGCUACCAAUGAUAGCAACAAUGGGAUUGGCAAGAAUCGAAGGAGCUUCUUGUUGAUGGCUGGGUACAACAUGAGCUCAGGUGGGUACAUACGUGGGAUUGUGUUCUAGCAAUCCAAUAAGCCCCUUACCAUUGAAGAAUUUCAUAUGCCUCGCCCUAAAGCUGGAGAGCUUCUCAUCAAAACCAAAGGCUGUGGAGUGUGCCACUCUGACCUUCAUGUUAUAAAAGUUGAAAUUCCAUUUUCUAAUCCAUGUGUUAUUGGGCACGAAAUAACCC